Messenger RNA from Prunus mume (Japanese apricot), 1478 nucleotides. RefSeq names its product pyridoxine biosynthesis 1.2 (gene PDX1.2). The record is from RefSeq and is a predicted model, not a curated record. Gene Ontology annotation, biological process: amino acid metabolic process; pyridoxal 5'-phosphate biosynthetic process; pyridoxine biosynthetic process. Gene Ontology annotation, molecular function: amine-lyase activity. NCBI's taxonomy places the organism in Eukaryota, Viridiplantae, Streptophyta, Magnoliopsida, Rosales, Rosaceae.
CAAACAAGGACACACAACGCAAGAAGGUGCCUUCAAUCUUGGCAAAUUUAGAAGGGAACCGAAGUUUCUACAUUUUUAUAAGCCACCGACCAACUUUAACAACCACCACCAACCCCAGAAAGAAAGAAGCUUCCACCGAAGCUUCAAGAACGACCGAACGACCCACAGACCACACCUUCUUCCUCAAUCCUCAUUCUCUUCCAGUUCUCUCUAAAUUUACAUAAUCCCCACCUCCCAAAGCCAAGCCAAAACUCCAACCCAUCAUUCAUAAAUCGCACCUCUAAUCUCUUCUGGCCCUUUUGUUUCGUUCAGGCAUUUUCACAAACAUCUCAAUGGCGGCAGAGGACGGCGCGGUCACAAUCUACAGCGGCAGCGCAAUCACCGACGCCAAGAAGAACCCAUAUUCUCUCAAGGUCGGCCUAGGCCAGAUGCUCCGCGGCGGCGCCAUUUUUGAGGUCACCACCGCCGACCAAGCCAAGCUUGCCGAGGACGCCGGCGCUUGCUCCGUCAUCGUCUCCGAUCCACCCCGCGCCCAAGGCAUUUCGCGCAUGUCUGACCCAGCUCUCGUCAAGGACAUCAAACGCGCCGUUUCGAUCCCCGUCAUGGCGCGAUCCCGGGUCGGCCAUUUCGUCGAGGCCCAGGUCCUCGAAGCCAUCGGCGUCGAUUACAUCGACGAGAGCGAGUAUCUGGCGAUAGCAGAUGAGGACCAUUUCAUAAACAAGCACAAUUUCCAGACCCCUUUCGUCUGCGGAGCCCAAACCCUCGGAGACGCGUUGAGGAGAGUGAGAGAAGGCGCGGCGAUCGUAAGAACCCAAGGGGAUCUAUCUGGGUCUGGAAAUGUAGCCAUGGCUGUAAAAAACGUGAGAUCUGUAAUGGGUCAGAUAAGGCUGCUCAACAACAUGGACGACGACGAAGUCUUCGCGUUUUCGAAGGAAAUUCAAGCGCCGUACGACCUCGUUGCGCAGACCAAGCAAAUGGGUCGGCUUCCGGUAGUGCAAUUCGCCUCCGGCGGCAUUGUGACGCCGGCCGACGCGGCGUUGAUGAUGCAAUUGGGGUGCGACGGAGUUUUUGUCGGGUCGGAUGUUUUCAACUGUUCGGAUCCGUACAAGCGGGUGAGGGGCAUUGUUGAGGCGGUUAGGAACUACAAUGAUCCGCAUGUGCUGGUGGAGACGAGUUCUGGGUUGUCGGGUCUGAUGGCGGGUUUGGAUCUCGGUGAGGACAGGAUCGAACACUUUGGUCGUGGCCAUGGAGGUGUUUGAUUAGGAAACAUAAUCAUGUAAUGAAGUAUAGAGGUUAUACUUGGAUCUGUCUCUUUGUUGUGACUUUGUUAGCUUAACAUGUUGUAUUAUUGAGGCCAAUUUUGUUAAAAUGCAGAUAUGAGAAUGGAGAAUAAUUUGUUGUCCCGCUCUGUGAUGAUGAUUAGGGUUAAAUGGUGUACUUAUUGGAGAUGUUAAUGAGAAUAAGUUUGUUAAUCCAAA